GUUGAACUGAUUAUCAAGCAGGCGUCAACUUCCUUCUACACAUUACACAAUACACAUUUACCAGAUAAUCCACAAGCCGUUUAUAAGCUCGGACUGUUUUUCCGCCAUAAUUACUCCCUCCCUUCAUAAAACUUGCCAAUCUACUACUUCAAAUCACCAGGAUACCUAAGCGCGAAACCUACCUAUCUACCCCUCAUCAUGUCUGCCCCUCACAGAGAUGAUGGAGAUGAUGCGCCCGAGAUGCUCGACGCAGAAGACGCACUUGAGGAGAUCCAAGAUGCUGAAGGCGAUAUAGCUAUGGACUCUGACGACGACGAGCCAGAAGAGAUCACUUUACAAAACGACAGUAUAGCCUACUUCGACGCUCACAAGGACUCUGUCUUCGCCAUCGCCCAACACCCCACCCAACCCUCGCUCAUCGCAACUGGUGGUAGUGAAGGAGAGGGAGAUGAUGCGCCGGGAAAAGGCUACGUUUUCGAUACCAGCCCAGUUGUCGGUCGACCUGUCCUUCCGCCUAGCUACAACGCCGACCCGUCAUCACAACAACAAAAAAGCACCGAGUUAAAAGCGCUUUUCACAAUCGAGGGCCAUAGCGACUCGAUUAAUACGCUUGCAUUCACGCUACCUAACGGGCAAUUCUUGGUUUCGGGAGGUCUAGAUGGUAGAUUGCGCACGUACGAGCUAUCCGUAGAUGCACGAAAUAAACCGUCUUUUGCAUUCCUUGCCGAGUCCCAGGAGGUGCCCGAGGUGAAUUGGCUGGCGCCGUGCCCGUCGUCGAAGUAUCCCAACACCAUUGCGUUAGGUGCUUCGGACGGCUCCGUCUGGGUGUACACGAUCGACCCCUCCGAUUCCGCGAACCCCAUGCAGAUCGUACAGAGCUAUUUCUUACAUACCGCAUCGUGCACGGCCGGCUCCUGGUCACCCGACGGCACAUUCCUAGCUACAGUAUCGGAGGACAGUUCGUUGUGUGUCUGGGAUGUGUGGGGCGAAGCGGCUGCCAAGAACUUGGUCAACGACAACGGUCAGACGGUAGUAUCGCUUACGGGUCAGGACCAACGCUUUGGCGUGGAGGGUGGUCUGUACGCAGUUGCUGUGGACCCCAAAUCCACAUUCGUCGCGGUUGGUGGCGCGGGCGGCUCCAUCAAGAUAGUAGGACUACCACGAGUAGGCGUAGACAGCCAGCCUGUGUCUAGCAAGCAGAGCAAAACCAAAGCUAAAGGCGGGGAGGCGGGAAGCGCGCAAGCUGGUACUAUUCUAGCUGAUCUGCAGACGCAAUCAGAUGGAAUUGAGACGCUUAGCUUCUCUUCGCAACAGACACUGCUGGCCGCGGGUAGUGUGGACGGCAGCAUAGCGGUAUACGACACGUCGCGAAGGUUCGCACUGCGGCGGCAUAUCAAAGAGGCGCAUGAAGAGUUUAGCGUGGUGAAAGUCGAGUUUGUAGCGGGGCUCGGCGACGGAUGGCUGCUAACGAGCUGCGGUAUGGACGGCGUGGUUCGCCGGUGGGAUGUCCGAGGCGCGGCUAGCUCGACGACAACAAGUCUUAUGAAAGAGUGGAGGGGUCACAGGGGAGACGGCGAGGGUGGAGGAGUACUCGGGUUCGUGCAGGGCACUACCGGAGAGCGAGUUGUAACAGCGGGUGACGAUGGUGUCGUGUUGGUAUUUGAAGCUUAGGGAUUUAGAGGUACUUUAUGAUAAUGCUAGAAUUCAUACCCGGCUGUAGCAUAACAAGGCUUUGGCUAAGAUUUAUAUCUACUUCUUCGUGGACGAUUA
Messenger RNA from Daldinia decipiens, 1770 nucleotides. RefSeq names its product WD40 repeat-like protein. The coding region runs from base 199 to 1671 and encodes 490 amino acids. NCBI's taxonomy places the organism in Eukaryota, Fungi, Ascomycota, Sordariomycetes, Xylariales, Hypoxylaceae. The record is from RefSeq and is a predicted model, not a curated record. Gene Ontology annotation, molecular function: protein binding. The transcript has a single exon.